AUGGAGGCAAGGCAUGCGCCAUGGAGAACGCCGCCUCGCCAGGUGUCGUCACGCUUCCUUGUCACCUCUCCGGCCUCCUCUCCCGCAUCCUCGCCCCGCAAUCACCACCGCUCCUCCUCUUCCUCCUUCUCCAGCACCAACACCAGCACCAGCACCAGCACUAGCACUAGCACUAGCACCCUCUCUCGCAGCCUCUGGCCCUCCUCUAAGAAGCAACCCACCACCCUCGCUGAUCACCUCGACAAAGACCGAAAUUCACUCUUCUCAGACCGCAACAACUCUGCCCCACCACCAGAACCACUCUUCCGCCAUAAGAGCUGCUCAAACUACAACAGCCAAUUUGAAACGGACAAUCACUACAAGAACGAGAAGAAGAUCGCAAGAUCAGCGUCCAAGGGCGGAUCCACGCGUUACAUCAGCAAUAAGAUCCCAUCAUACAGAUCCUCCAGUCCUCCCCGUGAUGUAACCCUAACUCCCGGACGGAUCAUUUCAAAUCCUCACCAUAAUAUAACGCUAACUCCCGGACGGAUCAUUGAUAAUGCCGUCGGGCGCGACUAUGCAAGCUCCGAAUCUGAGCGCCGCGAGACAGCCAACGUAUCAACUGCAAGGUCUGUCAAGUCGUCGGCGCUCAUGAGGGCGAGAUCGGUUGGACAGGCAACGACAAUGCAGUGGGCACCAUCACCAGGCCUGCGGCCCCCCUCACCUCCAGCGGUCAAUGCGACGGCAGCAGCGGGAAAGGUUUUGUCAAGCCUGCGACCACCAAGCCCGGCAAAGGGGAGGAAGGUUGGAAGCUUGAUAAGCUUGGGGUUGGACCAUCUCUUCAAGAGGAAGUCGAGUUCGGCACAUGUAGCAGGGGAAGCGGGGUAUCAGCUUAGGAUGAUGAACAACCGUCUGAUCCAGUGGAGAUUCAUCAACGCGAAAUCAGACGCCGUCAAUCAAGUCAAGCUCGCCAGUGCCCAGGCGCAGCUGCUGAGCGCAUGGGCCAGAAUCUCAGAGCUACAGAGGAGGGAGGCGCACAAAAGGGUGCAGCUGCACAAGGAGAAGCUCCAUCUUAAGCUUCGCUCCAUUCUCUCUUCCCAGAUGAAGGGACUGGAAGGAUGGGGGGCCAUGGAGAGGCAGCACGCAUCAGCCCUCUCGACCACCAGCGACCGACUGCAGGCUGCAGUCUCCAAGGCGCCUCUUACUGAUGGAGCUACGGCGGACCUAAAGCCUCUCUCCUCAACACUUCGACAAGCGAUGGAUCAUACUGGCACCAUCCAGACUGCAAUGAAUGGAUUCAUACAAACAGUAAGUAACAUUUUAGCACAAUUAAGAUCUUCUGCUAACGUAAUGUGGUUAAAGGCUCAGAAAAUAGCACCAAUGUUACUGGAUCUCACACGGGUGGUUAGCAGCGAGCAAGCUCUUCUAGAGGAAUGCUAUGAACUUCUAGGUUUCGCUUCCACACUACAAAUGGAAGAGCAAAGCUUGAGGUGCCAUGUAAUCCAACUAUACAAUAAGAGACUGGGAAAAGGCUAA
Ananas comosus (pineapple) is the source of this 1515-nucleotide messenger RNA. RefSeq names its product QWRF motif-containing protein 3-like. Gene Ontology annotation, biological process: spindle assembly; centrosome cycle. Gene Ontology annotation, molecular function: microtubule binding. Lineage: Eukaryota; Viridiplantae; Streptophyta; Magnoliopsida; Poales; Bromeliaceae. The transcript is spliced from 6 exons. The coding region runs from base 1 to 1515 and encodes 504 amino acids. The record is from RefSeq and is a predicted model, not a curated record. Gene Ontology annotation, cellular component: centrosome; nuclear microtubule; cytoplasm.